Symbiodinium sp. CCMP2592 is the source of this 897-nucleotide messenger RNA. NCBI's taxonomy places the organism in Eukaryota, Dinophyceae, Suessiales, Symbiodiniaceae. The record is from the annotation of a GenBank genome assembly.
AUGGUGGCCACGGCAUCCCAUGGCUGUGGCUCGAAGGCUUACACCACCUCCUUGGAUGCAUCCUCUUCUCCGGCUGACUUUGAGGCAGGUCACAGACAAGCACGAUGCGUCGUGCAUGUCGUGCCUUUUUUUUUUGUUGAGGUGCUCCUGACCUUGCUGGCGCUGCUCUUCUUGAAGCCGGUGUCGCCAGGUCAGGGCACCUCCGGGAGGCUCUCCUUGGUGAAGCUGGGCCUCCUGGCUUGGCGCUUGGCGGAAGACCGAGAUCCGCAGAGCAAGUUCCGCCGUCGUAUGCAAAGUGCCAUCACCGGCAACCAUCCGUAUACUUGGCUGCCGAGCCGCUGGGUGUGCACUGAAGAGACCGGUGAGAAUGACCCUGAACAGCUGAUGGUGGGAUACGGUCUCUGGCGGAUCCUGCGCUUGAACUUCCGGAUCGCCUCCCAGGCGACGACAGCAGUUGCAGCUGCAGUUGCAGCGUUGAGCGGCGCGAGCAGCCAGCGCCCCGAAGAUCUGCAGAUGCGGCAGGCGGAAAUCGAUUUUCCAGCCAAAUCAGUGCGAGAAGAUGUGCACUUGCACAUGGUUGAGCCAAAGGCAAAGAUGCACGAAGAUGUUCGAAGUCGGGCUCAUGUGCAUGCAUCCAAAUUUGAUCUGCAGGGCAGUACGGUUCUGUGCUUCCCACUGCAGAUGGUGUCGGCUAUUUGGACUGGAAGUCUCUUUCACGCUGUGGCGGUAUCGGAGGCUAAGUCGGUGGAGGCUUGCUCCGAAGAGCUCCGCGAGCUCAUGCGGCUCCAGCUCAUGGUGCGGCUCCUGGAGACCCGCUUGGUGGAAGUCCUUCGUUUCCAGCGUGGCCAGGCAUGGAACUUGAUGCAUCCUGCACGUCUGGGGAUGAGGAUCAGCUAG